Gossypium arboreum is the source of this 2077-nucleotide messenger RNA. Its product is annotated as probable amino acid permease 7. The record is from RefSeq and is a predicted model, not a curated record. Bases 597 to 1964 code for a protein of 455 amino acids. The transcript has 8 exons. Gene Ontology annotation, cellular component: plasma membrane. Lineage: Eukaryota; Viridiplantae; Streptophyta; Magnoliopsida; Malvales; Malvaceae.
UAAGCUGGACCUUAUUUCAUUUUAAUAAGACUAGCCAACCAAUCCCUUACCAACCACUAGUUCCCUAUCCUAUGAUUCUAAUGACAACCCAUUAGUUACUGCAAUUAUAUGUAUCUAUCUAUCCAUAUGAUCUAUAUGUAUGUGUGUAUGUGUGGGAGAGGACAGAAAUGGUAAAAGGAUGAACGGCUCCUUAGUCUCUUUUGAAAAUUUCCCUUUGGAAAAACACCUUGAUUAAGACCACAAAGAACGAAUAUUCUCUACUAGAACUGCACCAGUUGCAUUCUAUAGAUGUAUAGUACUGGUACUACAAGGUCAAGCUUCACCACUUCCAGCUUUUUAGUUUCUCUAACUAUACUGCUGGUUGGUAAGUGUGUGCGUGUAUAUAUAUAAUAUAGUUUACACACACUCUUUCACCACUUAUUCUUAAAUCUCUCCCCACAAUUUCUCUGUGUUUGAGUAAGGUCCGAUGAUUUAGUGGUUCUUUCUAGAUACUGGGAUCUGAGGAGUGAUUAAAGAUUACCAGAGGGAGCACAAGCAAUAAAGCUCAUAAGUUUUCUUAUUGAAAUCCAUCGCUUGCUUCCAAGUACUGGCCUACAAUGGCGGUUCAACACUCCCUUGAACUAGAUAAUGGCUCCUGUGACGAUGAUGGACAUCCCGCAAGAACCGGGACCUUGUGGAGUUGUGUUGCACACAUAAUUACUGCUGUUAUAGGCUCUGGAGUAUUGUCCUUGGCUUGGAGUACUUCACAGCUAGGAUGGUUAGCAGGACCUAUUGCCUUGCUUAUCUUUGCUAUUAUCACCUAUCUUUCGGCCUUCCUUCUUUCCGAUUGUUAUCGGACCAACAAUGGAACACGAAACAAGUCCUACAUGGACGCUGUUCGGAUGUAUCUUGGUAGAAAGCGGACAUGGAUGUGUGCUUUGCUUCAGAACCUGAGCUUGUAUGGGACUGAUAUUGCUUAUGUAAUUACUACUUCAACCAGUAUGAGAGCAAUUCAGAAAUCAAAUUGUUACCAUAGAGAAGGGCAUAAAGCAGCAUGUUCGUAUGGAGAUACUUCAUAUAUGUUGCUAUUUGGAGGUGUUCAAGUAGUGAUGUCACAGAUACCAGAUUUCCAUAACAUGGAGUGGCUUUCAGUUGUCGCUGCAAUCAUGUCCUUUACUUACUCUUUCAUAGGGUUUGGACUUGGAUUUGCACAAGUGAUAGAAAAUGGGAGGAUUCAAGGUAGUAUAACAGGAGUGCCUGCUGAUAGUGUUGCUGAUAAACUAUGGUUAGCAUUUCAGGCACUUGGAGACAUUGCAUUUGCUUAUCCAUAUUCAAUCAUCCUUCUUGAAAUACAGGACACCUUGAAGUCACCUCCACCAGAGAACAAGACCAUGAAAACAGCUUCAAUGAUUGCAAUCUUUGUAACAACAUUUUUCUACCUCUGUUGUGGUUGCUUUGGAUAUGCUGCCUUUGGCAACAAUACGCCUGGAAAUCUCUUGACAGGAUUUGGAUUUUAUGAGCCUUAUUGGCUUAUUGACUUUGCUAACGCUUGCAUUGUUCUUCAUCUGGUGGGUGGAUAUCAGAUAUUUAGUCAGCCAGUGUUUGCAUUUGUGGAAAGAUGGUUUACCAACAAGUUCCCAGGCAGUGGGUUUGUGAAUAACUUCUACACUAUCAAACUCCCAUUGCUGCCUUCAUUUCAAAUGAAUCCUCUGAAGAUAUGCUUUAGAACAGCCUAUGUUGCAUCCACAACAGUGAUUGCAAUGAUCUUCCCAUACUUCAACCAGGUUUUAGGAGUGCUGGGGGCAUUGAAUUUUUGGCCUUUGGCUAUAUAUUUUCCAGUGGAAAUGUACUUUGUGCAGAAGAAAAUCCAACCCUGGACCAGAAAAUGGGUUGUUCUUAGGACUUUCAGCUUUUUCUGCUUGCUUGUCACUAUUGUGGGAUUGAUAGGGUCGAUUCAGGGGCUUAUUAGUGCAAAAUUUGGGUAAGAGACUGUAAAGGAAAGACUACAUGUUAUGUUUUCUUGACAUAAUGUAUUUCAUGAACUUCAAGCUUGACAUUGGUUUUUUUUUUUCUCAAAAUAUAGCUAAAUUUACAAAUA